AUUGGCUGUAGACAUCAGUUCUAAAGCACAUCUCAAAAGCUAAAGAAAAAACUUUUUCCAUUCAACAAUGAAAUUCUUCAUGGUAUUCGCUGUCUUCAUAGCCUUGGCUGCCUGCUUGGCCUCGGCUGCUCCCUCCGAAGAGGCCAACUUUGUUGAUGGCGCCUCAGCUUUGCGACAACUGGAACCUGAACUUCAUGGACGCUACAAGAGAGCCACCUGUGACCUGUUGAGCGGAAUGGGAGUCAAUCACUCUGCCUGUGCUGCCCACUGUGUAUUGCGUGGGAAUCGUGGAGGAUACUGCAACUCUAAAGCCGUUUGUGUAUGCCGUAAAUAAAUUGUUAAAUUUAUUGUUUAAAUAGUAAAUUAAAAUUAAUUUAAUAAAAAAAUCGAAAAUCAAAUAUAAACGGCAUUUCAUAGACCGA
Stomoxys calcitrans (stable fly) is the source of this 422-nucleotide messenger RNA. RefSeq names its product phormicin-like. The record is from RefSeq and is a predicted model, not a curated record. Bases 68 to 334 code for a protein of 88 amino acids. Lineage: Eukaryota; Metazoa; Arthropoda; Insecta; Diptera; Muscidae. Gene Ontology annotation, biological process: humoral immune response; defense response to bacterium. The transcript has a single exon.